AUGAUUGAUGGAACUUCCAAUCGGAUCCCUUGGAUUAAUUGCUUGGACAGAGACAAUACUGCAGCUUGUGUUCUUCUUCCACCUCGUCCGGACCUAUGUAUUGAUUGUAAUUUCACAUGCCAAAAUCAGUGGUACAGAAUGGAGACUGGUUCUGGGAAUAAAACACCUGUUUUUGACUGCCCAUUAUGUUUUAAGUGUUUUGCAUCAGAUAAUACAUACCAGUCACACUUGAAAUCAUGUGGAGUGAAAAAUGGGCUAACUUGUAAUAGAGUAGUAGAUGCUCUUCGUCUGCAACAAAAGUAUGCAGAAGAAAGGCGUAAAUUGGGUCUACCUGCAAGAGUUUUGAGGUCCAAAAGAUUGAAAGCUGGAAAACGAGGAGGUGUAAAACAACCCAAAAGGUACAAUUUCACAAAUUUAAACUUCAAAAAGUUGCUUGAAGAUAAUGAGAAGAUUCUUCCUGGCACCAGUGGUACUGCUAGUGAUGGCCUUUUGCUUCCAGCACAAACUAAGGAGGCAUACAGAAAGCUUCUUAAAACAUCUUAUUUGCUUGCUGUAGUUGGACAGCUUUAG
This is a messenger RNA of Limulus polyphemus (Atlantic horseshoe crab), 570 nucleotides long. RefSeq lists its product as uncharacterized. Bases 1 to 570 code for a protein of 189 amino acids. NCBI's taxonomy places the organism in Eukaryota, Metazoa, Arthropoda, Merostomata, Xiphosura, Limulidae. The record is from RefSeq and is a predicted model, not a curated record. The transcript is spliced from 5 exons.